Staurois parvus is the source of this 954-nucleotide messenger RNA. The record is from the annotation of a GenBank genome assembly. NCBI's taxonomy places the organism in Eukaryota, Metazoa, Chordata, Amphibia, Anura, Ranidae.
AUGGCGACGGUCAAUGAAAGCUGCUUCUACCCAUCUUCCUUCGUUUUGUUGGGUAUCCCUGGUCUGGAAUACCUCCAUGUCUGGAUCUCUGUUCCCGUCUUCUCAAUGUUCCUGUUUGCCAUCGUUGGGAACUACGUCGUCCUGCUCAUCAUCUUCUUGGACGUCAGUCUCCACCAGCCCAUGUACAUCUAUUUCACCAUUCUUGCUUUCGUUGACAUCAUAUUGGCCAAUUCCACCGUGCCAAAGCUCCUUUGCAUCUUCUGGUUCAAUCAGAUUGAGAUUGACUACCAUAUGUGUUUUCUUCAGAUGUUCUUUCUACAUUCGUUCUCUACCAUUGAGUCAGGAAUCUUUGUAGCCAUGGCCUACGAUCGAUAUGUAGCUAUAUGCAACCCUCUACGGUAUUCUGUCACAGUGACCCCAAGUGUUAUUAUUAUUAGUGGAGUAUUAGCGGUCCUGCGUGGGGUGGUCUACAUCCUUCCACUUCCUCUUCUGGCUCAGAGACUCCACCUGUACACCAGUAAUGUCAUUUUCCACUCAUACUGCGAACACAUGGCGGGGGUGGUAAGGCUGGCUUGCGGUGACGUCUCAUUCAACAACCAUCUUGGCAUGGUCAUUGGCUUCCUUGUGUUGGGUAUGGAUUCAGUGUUCAUCGCUUUCUCAUAUGUGAUGAUCCUUCGAGCCCUUCUGAAGCUAAGUGUUAAGGCUCGCUUGAAAUCUUUCGGGACAUGCACUUCUCACGUCUGUGCCAUCCUGGCAUUUUUCACACCAAUCCUUUGCUCAUCCUUGGUGCACAGAUUUGGGAAGAACGUCCCUCACCAUACACACAUCCUGCUGGCCAACUCCUACCUUAUCAUCCCCCCCGUGCUGAACCCUUUGGUGUACGGUGUAAGAACCAGGCAAAUACGAGAGAGGGUGGUCAAAUGUUUCCUGAAACAGUCUCCUGAUUUCUUUUAA